Solanum verrucosum is the source of this 840-nucleotide messenger RNA. RefSeq lists its product as uncharacterized. NCBI's taxonomy places the organism in Eukaryota, Viridiplantae, Streptophyta, Magnoliopsida, Solanales, Solanaceae. The record is from RefSeq and is a predicted model, not a curated record. Bases 248 to 799 code for a protein of 183 amino acids. The transcript has a single exon.
AUUCAAAACCGAGCAACCAAAAGAAGAUAACUGUUUUUCCCUUUUCCUUGACAAUUGAGAGAGAUAAAUAACAAUACACAAAAAACAAUUUCCCUCCUUCCCUUACAACAAGGAACAGGUAAAAUCAGAAAUUAUUCAACCUUCUUUUUUUUCAAUCCUGUUAACCCAUUUUCAACAACUCUGUUGACUUUGUUUGUUCUCCUUCAUGCUUUGAACGAUUUGAUUUUUAUUAUUACCAAAAAAAAUUAUGGCAACAGAGAUUUUGCGGCCACAGGAUAUAUUAACUCAACGGUUCAGAGUUUCACCGUCGGCGUGUUAUCGUCGGAGAAACAACUUUGGUAACGGAAAUGACUAUUUUAACCCUAGGUCUUCUUAUGGGAACCGGAAACAGGUGGUCAGAACGGAAAGGGAAAGAUCUGAGAAGAAGAAGGUGAAAAACCAACCUGAGCCGUUGAUGAGGAGGAGAUCUGCGAGUUCCGAGGAUUUGAGACCGACUCACAACGCCGGUAAGUUUAACGGUGGUGUAGUGAUGGGACAGGUGACGAUUUUGAGGAGAGGCGAGUCUUUGGAUUCUCUGAACUCAAUGUAUGGAACCAGACCGGGUAAACCCGAAAUGGUGCACGAGCAGAUCCGUGUCGGGUUAUCGUCGGCCGACGUCUACGCCGGUUCAGCUUUUUCAAAUUCGCCGUCGCCUAGAGCUCUUCCUUUGCCUUCCUUUUUCAACAAAAAGCAAGAAGAUUUCAAGUCUGAUGACUUUGCCAGUAGAGAUUUGAGGCGCUUGCUCCGGCUGGAACACUAGGAGGAUCCGGUUAUGACGUUCCCUGAAAAUGAUCCGACCCG